This is a messenger RNA of Rhincodon typus (whale shark), 3542 nucleotides long. It is a transcript of the gene atpsckmt, whose product is annotated as ATP synthase c subunit lysine N-methyltransferase. The transcript has 4 exons. Gene Ontology annotation, molecular function: protein-lysine N-methyltransferase activity. The record is from RefSeq and is a predicted model, not a curated record. Lineage: Eukaryota; Metazoa; Chordata; Chondrichthyes; Orectolobiformes; Rhincodontidae. Gene Ontology annotation, cellular component: mitochondrion. Gene Ontology annotation, biological process: regulation of mitochondrial ATP synthesis coupled proton transport; positive regulation of proton-transporting ATP synthase activity, rotational mechanism; peptidyl-lysine trimethylation. Bases 337 to 972 code for a protein of 211 amino acids.
UGACUCCAACAAGCAGGGAGAGAAUCCCCUCUCAGGAAAAUAGUCACAUAUUCUCCAAUCUUUAUUCCUGGAACCAUUUUGGUAAACCUCUUCUGCACUCCGUCCAAAGCCCAAACUCAUACUGGGCAUUUACGAAAGCUGUGAAUCGUGAGGGUCGUUAGCUUCAUGGUUAUUUUGAGAGGAAAAUCCGAGAUGGGGAGGGGUGCAUUUUUCACACGUGAAAGAGAAGGGUUUUCAUGGUUACAGCUCACAAGCGAUGACCACCCGGACCUAAUUCAAUGUGACAGCGUUCGACAUAAUCAUUCCGUCCGGUGCGGAGUCCGCUCAUUUCAUUGAAUGUCGGAUCUGAUCCCUGGGACGAGAUCGGGCCGCAAGCGGCACUGGGGCCUGGCCCUCCUCGGAGUUGUUAGCGGAGCUGGUCUCGCACUGUCCCUGGGCGCUGCUCCAUUUGUGGCCCCGGCUCUGAGGAGGGUCUGUCUCCCCUUCGUCCCUGCCAGCCCGGCCCAAGUGGAGACGGUGCUACAGAUGCUGAAAGGCCGCAGGGGAAAGCUGGUGGAUAUCGGCAGCGGGGACGGCAGGAUCGUAAUUGCAGCAGCAAAGCAAGGGUUUCGAGCUGUGGGUUAUGAGCUGAAUCCUUGGUUGGUUUGGUACUCUAGAUACAAAGCAUGGCAGGAAGGAGUGCACCACAAUACCAGAUUUUACAUCUCUGACUUAUGGAAGGUUGAUUUCUCAGAAUAUAGUAAUGUUGUCAUAUUUGGAGUUCCUCAAAUGAUGACGUCCUUGGAGGAGAAACUUCAGAGGGAGCUGAGGAGCAAUGCUAGAGUUGUAGCCUGUCGUUUUCCAUUUCCCAGCUGGAUGGCUGUUUGUGAAUCUGGAAAGGGAAUUGAUACAGCAUGGUUGUAUGAUGCAAAGUCAUUUAAAACCCCGUCAAAAGAAAUCGUAAAAACAAUCGAACGGACAAAGCAGGCAUAAUCUUCAUUUACUGCAGAGUGACUACAGAAUUGUCUUCAAGAAUUAAAUAAUGGAACAUUUUUAGAUGUGAUCUAAUCAGUUUGGGGUUGCAGCAUGGGUUUUAAGCCAAUGGCUUGUUUUCCCCAACAGUUGAGUAUGCAAAUACUGAACUUCUGUGUUUUUUUUAAAAAAAAUCUGAUUCUGUACUUUAUCAGAUUCAGAUUGUAAAAAUACAAUUUUAAGUGAACUGUGUAUAGGUGUGAUAUUUAAAACAAUACCAGAAAUGUUACUAAUGAAACCUUUAAUUGUGUCUGAUUUGUUGACAUAUUAAAAUACUCUGUCAGCAUCACCAGCUUUUCCCUGGGAUGUAGAGUGUUGCAUUUAACCAUACAAAUGAGGAAGACCUAACUUCUUUCUAUUUUUGAGAUGUUCACUGUUAGUUGGUGUAGCAAUGUAGGAACAACAUGUCCAGCUUUUGAUCCUUGUCCAACGGUCUGUUGGUUGUAAUUAACUUUGGUAAAAUUGCCAUAGACCUAAUGGACCAUAGGGCUGCUCUCUCUCGAGAAAUGAUUGGUGGUGAUUUAAUUUUUGAGGAUCACCAUACCUUGGGCAUGGGGAGAAGCUGAAAGGAGAAUCCUUCAUGGUAACCUCAGCUGGUGCAAGAAUUGAAUGCAUGCUAUUGGUACCUCCUGGCAUCACAAAUCAGCCAAACAAUUGAGCUAACUGACCUGGUCUUUUGGUGCAUGGUGAGGAAAUAAUUGGAUGUGUUAUUGGUAUUUAGUUUACACCAGCCUAUCCUCCUUCAAUUAUACUCUACUUGCCAAUAGGAGCUGGUGAGGUGGUAAGUGAGGACCAAGGGGUACCCUAUCCUGUGGGAGGGAUGAGAAGGGGAGAGGGCUGAAGUAACGGAGAUGCCUCUGACAUGGCUGAGGGCCUUUGUAAAUCUUGGUUGUGGAAUAAGGUGGACAUUUCAGAGGCCCCUUGUAGAAUCUGGCAUUAUCGGAGCAGACACAAGGGAGACAGAGCAAGUGAGAGAAUAGAAGAGUUUUUACAGGAAGUGGGGUGUGAGGAUUUUUUCAUCAAGGUAACUGAGAGUCAGUGGGUUUGUAGUGGAUAUUGGUAAAGCAUCAAAAGAAUCAUGAUUGUCAAUCAAUAGGCAAUGCAUAAUGACAUCAGUGGUGUUUUUGAAGCUCAAUGCUUCAGCAAACUUGUCUGCAUAAAUGUUCAGCAGAACAUUCUACUAGCAGCAAUUAAAAGGAUACUCGGCUGAUUUCAGGUUCGCUGCUGAUUGCAGCUGUAGCCAGUCAGAACCAAUUGUAGAAGUUGGAGAUAGUAAGAACUGCCGAUGCUGGAGAAUCUGAGAUAACAAGGUGUAGAGCUGGAUGAACACAACAGGCCGAGCAGGAAAGCUGACGUUUUGUGUCUGGACCCUUCUUCAGAAAAAUAAAGUUGCUUGCUUACCCCACCAGAGGGUGCUCUAACCUGGUUAAUUUUGAUUUUAAACCAAGUAAAAGAAUUUGUUGAGGCACACUGGCAGUUUGUCCCUUUCUAUAGGGCAGAAGGUUCCAUCUGCCCCAGAGGUAUGUCAAAAUAUUUGUACAGGUUGAUUACUGGUACAGAAGUGUUUGGUAGCUUCCAGCAUAGGUUCCCAAGAUCAGCUCUAUCAAUCCUACUCAUGGGCAGAGAGUAAAAUUUUUCUGAUUGGUUGACUAUGAUUGAAUUUUCUUGAGGAGUUUGGGGGAUUUAAGGUGCAAGUUCACUUACCUUCCCCUAUGUAUUUUGAGCACUGGUUUACAUGACUUGAUUAACUCAGGCUGUCUUCCCAGAAAUCUGGCACCUGCUACAGCCACCCAGAACAUGGUCACGUCACCCUCAUAUCCAUAAAGGCUCAUUGCGAGAGGUUGUGUCUACUUGCAAAAUUGUCCAGCUUACCAUUCACCAUUGCAAGAAGGAGGUCACUGAGACUCUCUGCUUGGAGACAACUGAAGAUUUUAAUUCUUUCUUGUCAGAGCUGCAGUAGCCUCCUGCUACUAAAACAGAUUGCAAAUUUGGCUAAACAGCAAGGGAUACUGGAUGCGUUGGCCAAGUGAAACUCUGAAAUUACAAAACCCACACACUAGGCACAGUGCAAACACAGCAGCCAGGUGCUAAUGACGUUAUACUAAUAUAAAAGGCAACAGUUAUCCUGGAGAGUCAUACCCCCAACAAUGUAUCCGCUGAACAAAAGAAGGACCAGACAGAAAGAUACUGGGUUCUGCUACACAAAGAGACGAGCUCCCCAAAUGAUUGGCCAGAACUAUUAAAAAAUUCCAGAAAACCAUCAAAAAGACAUAAAAACCGGUAUUACCUGCAGGCCUUCUGAGGAGACCAGCAUAGCCAAAGACGGAGACCAGCUUACCGUUGGGAGAGCGAAAGGAAGAACAAAAGCAGCUUUGCAGUCCCACAGAGAGAGUGUGACUGCACAAAUCUACAAGAGACAUGGGACAUAUUGUAAACUUAAGGGCCUGAAUAGGAUUGGAGAUAGCUUUAACUACAAAAGAAUACUAUUGUAACUUCUUCCCUAAUAAAGUUGGGACUGUUUUGCAUUGGUA